Messenger RNA from Condylostylus longicornis, 1670 nucleotides. RefSeq names its product serine-arginine protein 55-like. Bases 223 to 1269 code for a protein of 348 amino acids. Gene Ontology annotation, biological process: mRNA splice site recognition; alternative mRNA splicing, via spliceosome. NCBI's taxonomy places the organism in Eukaryota, Metazoa, Arthropoda, Insecta, Diptera, Dolichopodidae. The record is from RefSeq and is a predicted model, not a curated record. The transcript has 8 exons. Gene Ontology annotation, molecular function: mRNA binding. Gene Ontology annotation, cellular component: ribonucleoprotein complex; cytoplasm; nucleus.
UUUCAUUUCCGUUUUUUUGGAAAAGAAGUAGAAGGUGGCGUUCUUUCACGGAUUUUUUUUUCUAAAUAUUUUGGUAUUGAAUUAGAGGAAAUCAUAAAGAAAAUAUAGAAAUUGAUAAAAAAGAACAAAAUUCAAGUAAAAAAUUUCAAUUCAAUCGUGUUUUUAUAAGGUGAGCCUUUAUAUUUAUCGUAAAAAAUUGAAUUGAAAAAUUGAUUUAGCGGCAUGUCUGGUUAUCGAAAGAGCCGCCAUUUUGACGAAAAAAAAUUACUAACUAAUGCAGUUUAUGUUGGAGGAUUGCCAUAUGGAGUCCGUGAGCGCGAUUUAGAGAGAUUUUUUAAGGGUUAUGGAAGGACCAGAGAUAUUCUAAUUAAAAAUGGCUACGGUUUUGUGGAAUUUGAAGAUUAUCGAGAUGCUGAUGAUGCCGUUUAUGAGUUGAAUGGGAAAGAACUGCUGGGUGAAAGAGUUGUUGUUGAACCUGCGCGGGGAACUGCGAGAGGGAGUCAUAGAGAUAGAUACGACAGAUAUGAUAGUAGACGUGGUGGUGGACGAUAUAAUGACAAAAAUAAUAAAUCAAACUCCAGGUAUGGUCCUCCUUUACGAACAGAACAUCGUUUGAUUGUUGGAAAUUUGUCAAGUCGUGUAAGCUGGCAGGACUUAAAAGAUUAUAUGAGGCAAGCUGGAGAAGUAACAUAUGCUGAUGCACAUAAGCAGAGAAGAAAUGAAGGGGUUGUUGAAUUUGCUUCAGAAUCUGAUAUGCGGACAGCAAUUGAAAAAUUGGACGAUACAGAACUAAAUGGACGACGCAUUCGAUUAAUUGAAGAUCGCCAAAGUUGGCGAAGUGGUCGUGGUGGACGUGGUCGAUCACGUUCUUCAAGUUCUCGUUCAAGAAGUCGUUCACGUAGACGUUCAUCAAGGUCUAGGUCUCGUCGUUCGACAAGAUCACGAUCAAAGUCUCGCAGUCGUUCUAAAUCACGAGGGGAUAGAUCUAAAUCAAAAUCACCAGCUAAAUCAAGAUCCAGAUCUCAUUCUAACAAAUCACGUGAUGCAUCCAAAUCUAAAUCGAAGUCACGUUCACGCUCCGCAAAAAGAGACUCACGUUCACGAUCUAGAUCUGCAAAACGUGAUUCAAGAUCACGUUCACGUUCAAAGUCACGUGAUUCAAGGGAUAGGUCUGUUUCAGAUAAAGAUAAAUCCAGAUCUAGAUCAAAUUCACCAAAUAAAAAUGGUGGAGUUUCGCCUGACAGAAAUAAUGAAAGCAUGGAAGAUUGAGUUAAUUUGUAGUUUUACAUUUAUCUGUAUUAAUGAGUGUAUAUCUGUAUAAGCGUAUAAGCGAGAAAAAUCUUUAUUGUAAAAUGAAAAUGAAAAUAAUGUAUUGACCUUUUUUUCUUACCAUUCUAAUUAAAGAAUUUGACGUUUUCAUUAAUGGAAAAACAACACAUAAAAAUAUACUUUUAAUUUAUCACUUUAAGAAAUUUGUAAUGAUUCUUUCUUUUAUCAAAAACAAAUUUUUUUAUAAAAAUAAUAAGAUAAAAAAUUUUAUUCAUUUAUGGCAAAAAUUAAUUUAACAAUAUUUAACAUAUUCCAGAAAAAUAAUAAAAUAUUUUUCACUGGCUUAAAAUUUAAGACUUAAUAAGGUGUUUUAAAAAAAUUUUUUUUUUGAAAUUUAAAGA